Molecule: messenger RNA, 1872 nt
Organism: Abrus precatorius (Indian licorice)
Lineage: Eukaryota; Viridiplantae; Streptophyta; Magnoliopsida; Fabales; Fabaceae
Product: F-box/FBD/LRR-repeat protein At1g78750-like
Exons: 7
Molecular function (GO): protein binding
Source: RefSeq, a predicted model, not a curated record
UUAGUAACGCUUUUCUUUUAUAUUUUAAUUAGAAGUACGAGUCAAUGUAAAACCCUUAAAAUCCGUAAUCAAUGGCAUCCAAAUCCUCACCAACCCGUUUCGCCCUACUUCAAAAAGGGUUUGGCCGUCGAAAUCAGCUUCCGCGCGGCUUGUGGUUUUCCGGCACCGUCAUCAUCUUGCUCGUGGCGGACAAGCUCCGAUCUCCCGACAUCAGUCCUGAGUCUGCACCGGCUCCGGCCGCGGCCACCGGAGAUUCAUCGGAAAUUCGAAAUCGUCGACAAGGUUGACGCGCUGCACAACGAUGGCUGGCAGGAGUGCAACGUCCCCGACGAUUUGGGUAAUGGAAGUUUCGGUGGUGUGCGGUUGGAAGAGUCUAAGGAGAACGUGGUGUUAUCGGAGAAGCAGCUUAGGCUGCACCUUGAGUGUAAACCUUCACAGAUAAUACUUCCGGAUUCUCUGCAGUUGCCUGCAUUAAAAACCCUGCAUAUUGAUUAUGUCUAUUCUGCUGCAAGUGACAAUGGAGUUGCUGAACCCUUUUCAAACUCUAAAGUCCUCUGCAUAUCUAACUCUACCCUUUCUAGUUUGGCAAUAUGCAGUUUCCUUGAAGUAGAAGCUUAUGAAGAUGCACUUACUAUUCCAAAUCUUAGUUCUUUCACUAUCAAAGGUUUUGCUUCUCACCAACUCUCCUCCACAUGCAAUCUUUCUUACCUUGGAGAAGCAUAUAUUAAUGUAUCAAUGAAAAGAAAAGAAACUGAGGGGAAAUCGACGCUGAAGAUGAACAAGGGACAGAGAAAACGUGGAAGAAGAGACAAAAGGGACAGGUUCAGUGAGUUACCUGAUUGUGUUCUUCUCCAUAUAAUGGAAUUUAUGGACACCAAACAAGCUGUUCAGACUUGUGUCUUAUCUAAACGAUGGAAGAACCUUUGGAAACGUCUCACUAAUCUUGCUUUCAAUACUGCAUACUUUGAUAACGUUACCAAUUUCAGUAAAUUUGUGUCUCAGGUUCUGUCUAAUAGAGAUGGUUCUGUUUCCCUGCUUAAUCUUGAUUUCACACGUCGCGGUCUUGCUGAGCCUAAACUCUUGAAUAGGGUCAUGAAAUAUGCUGUGUUGCACAAUGUUCAGGUGUUGACAAUCUUUAUAAACUUAAAUUUCAGACCUAGUUUUGAGUUUCGCCCUUUCAUCUUUUCGUGUCAAUCUUUGAUGUUUCUUAGGCUUUCCAUUAGUUCUUAUGACCCUUCAUUGAUAGUACUUCCAGAGUCUCUGCAUAUGCCAGCAUUAAAAAGCUUGGAACUUGAGAGUGUCACUUUUACUGCUGGUGACAGUGGCUGUGCCGAGCCAUUUUCGACCUGCAAUGUAUUGAAUACUUUGGCUUUGGCAAAUUGUGCUUUGCAUAAUGAUGCAGAAUUCCUAUGUAUAUCUAAUUCUAACCUUUCCAGUUUGACCAUACAUGGUGCCUAUUUAGCAGGAGUUUACAAAAUUAUGCUUUCUACUCCAAGUCUUAGUUCUCUAACUAUUACGGAUCAUUACAAUCACCGAUUCUCCUCCACAUGCAAUCUUCCUGUUCUUGAACAUGUAACCAUUGACACCUUUUGUCGUACAUAUGUUCAAACUGACUUGUACAUCAUAAGCUGGCUGCAAGUGCUCACUAAUGUAAAGAUAAUGACACUCUCUUCGAGUACCCUUGAAAUAAUACGAAAUGAUCUCGCAAAUCCUGUUUCAAUGGCUGCUCAACCUCCCUGCUUUGUUAGAUUGGAAUUAUUGAAAGUGGAAAUGCGUCAAGAUGCAGGAAUAUCUGAUGCAGAAGUAAACAGGAUAGUGGAGUACUUACUUCAAAACUCUCCACCAGCAAGAGUUGAUGUCAUAAAUUGCUGA